AUGUUACACCUAAAAAGUGGAAAAAACGAAUCAACCCAAAGACUAACACCUUCAACCAUUGAUUAUGUUAAAGACAUAGUAAAAAGUUUUGUAAACUCAACUUCUUCAGAAGACCAUCUCUAUUGCUCGACACACAAGACUCCUUUGCAAAUUGCUCUAGAUGCCAUAAACUUUUAUGAAGUUUAUGAAGGGUUGAAGAGCCUUGGAGCAACGAGAUAUUUAUCGAAAAGUCGACUACCAUCCUCAAUUGGACUAAAGAACGUUUCGUUAAUGAAACUGAAAGACGUUAUUAGAUCAAGUGAGAACUCGUUAAAGCAUGACCCUGCUCAAAUCAAUGAAACUUUGACUGGACAUGUUCAAGGGUUGGGUCUAAGUAUUGCCCCUGUUCCAGGAGACGGUGACUGUUUCUUCUCAUCAGUUGCCUUCUAUGUGUCAAAUUUACUGACAGCAACUAGUCCACAUGCAGAUAUAGUAAACCACCUAAAUAGUAUGGGAUUAUCUGCCGACAUGGCAAUCACCGAACUUGCGAGAGUUCUUCGAGCACUAAUAGUGGAAGAAUGGACAGGCCCAAAUGCAGAAGAAUACAUGAACUUUAUAGAAGAGGAUGUCGAUUUCAAUUUAGAGGCCAAAAAAUAUAGAUCUGAGGGUUUGUUUCAUGACCCUCUUGAAGAUCUGAUGCCCAUGGCAAUGUCCAACGUACUGAACUUGCCGUUAUGUAUUAGUACCUCUGAGUCACACACACCAGUCAUAAGCGUUUGCCCGCUUAGAACUGUUAGUGGUUCCGUUCCAAUCAUGCUGGCAUAUACGUCCUCUGGCCCUGGUCAUUAUGAUACUUUAUUUUCAAUGAAACCACUGAGUAAUUCUACAGGUUCGCUAUAA
Molecule: messenger RNA, 879 nt
Organism: Porites evermanni
Lineage: Eukaryota; Metazoa; Cnidaria; Anthozoa; Scleractinia; Poritidae
Source: the annotation of a GenBank genome assembly